AAGAUGGAUGAACAAUUCAAAUUGUCGAACAAGAACAAAAACUUUUCGAUCAAUUAUUCCGCACCAAAACAUCGCCCCCCAUCCCCCCGUUGUUUCCAACACCAGCACAGUCAACUCAGAUUUUUGGUCAACCGUGACCGUCUGAUGAAAAUGAAAUCACACACCCUCCAUCUUUGACCACCCCAUCCAUCUCUCGCUUCUUAUUCCUUUCAGGCGGAGCAGAGUAGCGUAGCAGCCAGAGAAGCCAGUCGAGAAGGCAAGGAUGCCGCCUUCCGCGCGCGCCGAGCCCGGCAACGUCGUCACCCUCAACGUGGGCGGCCAACUCUUCCAGACCACCCCGCAAACCCUCGCCCUCGCCGGCCCCGACUCUAUCCUCUCCUCCCUCGCCUCUUCUCUGCCUUCUUCCUCCUCCGUCCCCUUCAUCGACCGUGACCCCGAUCUCUUCGCCGCCCUCCUCUCCCUCCUCCGCACCGGCCGCAUCCCCUCGCGAGCCACCGCUGCCUUCGACCACGACGACCUCCUCGCCGAAGCCCGCUUCUACGCCCUUCACCCCCUCUUCCUUUCUUCUCUCUCCAGCCACGCCCUCUUCGAUGCCUUCGCCCUCCGCCGUUCGCUCCUCCUCCCCCUCCCGGGACGCGACGCGUGCUCCUCCCUCGCCCCCUCCCCCCUCGACGCCUCCCUCCUCGUGGCCCACGGCGGCAAGGUCUCCUCCUUCGACCCCUCCCUCCGCCGCCGCGCCACCGUUCUCACCCCCCUCCCCGCUGUCGACUCCCUCCUCGCCCUUGGACCCCUCGCCGCCGCCGGCGCCGCCGACUUUCCCGGCCUCCACCUCCUCGACCUCGGCCACCCCGGCGGCCCCGUCCGGCACGUCCUCCGCUGGUGUCCCCACCCCUCCGCACCCGCCGCCGCUGUCCAGGCCAUCGGCUCCUCUCCUGACCUCCUCUUCUGCAGCUUCGAGUCCUGCCGGAGGAACGCCAGCGCGAUCCUCGCCUUCGACCUCACCACCUUCCAGCCCGUCACAGAGAUCGCCCGCCGCGAGAUCUACGGCGCCGAGCUGGACUCCGCGAUCCCGGCAACGAAGCUGCAGUGGGUUCCGGGAUCCAACCUGCUCAUGGCCGCCGGAUCCCACGGCGGCCCUUCGGGGCUGUUGGGCGACAUCCGGCUAUGGGAUGUGAGGUCCGGCGAAGCGAUCUGGGAGCUGAAGGAGAAACACAAUUGCUUUGCGGACGUCACGGUAUCUGAUGGCCUGUCGGCGAUGUUCAAGGUGGGGAUCAACUCGGGCGAGGUUUUCAUGGCGGAUAUGCGGAAACUGAGCUCCGAGGAGCCAUGGAUUUGUAUCGGGGACGGUAGGAGGCCGGCGACAGGGAAGAAGGAAGGGGGCGGGUGCCGAAUCGAAAGCUACGGGAGGCACGUGUUCUGUAGCAGAGGAGGGGAUGUGGAGAUGUGGACGGAGGUGGUGAUGGGGUGUUGGAGGAGGGGUGAGGAGGGGUUAGAGAGCGAGAGGGUGAUGAGGAGGAACUUGAUGGGAGGGACGAAGGACGGGGGAGGGAAGAAGAUAAACAUGUUGGGGUUUGGAGGGAACAGAAUGGUGGUGGCGAGGCAGGAGGAGCAGUGGGUGGAGGUAUGGGAAAGCUCGCCCAGGAGUUGAUGGGCUCGCAAGAAGGCGGAAUUCUAACGUUGAGUUGUUGGUAUUCUUGUUCGUCGUUUGUCGAUGGUUUUUUUACAUUAAGUUUAGAAAAUGUUGCAAAUGUGAACAUGGCAAGAAGGCAGAAUUCUAAUGU
Musa acuminata subsp. malaccensis (wild Malaysian banana) is the source of this 1781-nucleotide messenger RNA. Its product is annotated as BTB/POZ domain-containing protein At5g41330. Gene Ontology annotation, molecular function: protein binding. NCBI's taxonomy places the organism in Eukaryota, Viridiplantae, Streptophyta, Magnoliopsida, Zingiberales, Musaceae. The record is from RefSeq and is a predicted model, not a curated record. Gene Ontology annotation, biological process: protein homooligomerization.